CUACGAGCUACUUCCGCUUCACUCUACAAACAAGAGUGUCGACCAACACGAGCACUAUAACCUUUACAGCCUAAGCUUUAACCUUCAUAGUUUAAACCAACUCGAAGCCUUAAUUUUACUCGUCUAGGUCGUAUUUAAGUUUUUCCUCUCGUUUUUUAUUCGCGUGGUGAUUAGAAGUAUGACUUUAAGUCUUGGAAUUAGGCGAACGGCCGCGUUGAGUAUUCUCGCGCAGGGCGCGCACACGACGCUCGUGCCUGGGCCCGCACUCAAAGCGCGGACCGAGGACGAGCUGGACGGGUGCGCGGAUGAAAUGGACGCCACACUAAAGCCGUUAAAACCGGGAACGAGCAGUCUGAAGGGACUACAACUCGAGGGGCGCUUCGUGUCUGCGACGGAUGGAUCUCUACCCUCCACCCCAGAUCCGCAAGAGUUCGAUUCCGCCGAACUGGAUCGUGAUACGCGACAGCUUUUGUUGGAUUUCUAUCUCACACACACAGGAAUGUGUUCGUCAGGCCGGAAGCAUCAUCACGCCUUACCGACAAUGAAACGCCUGGUCGAUGAUAUUCUUGUAAAGCACAGGAUCGCAUACAAAGGAAUGUUGCAGCGUCUGGAGCUCGACUCUCAACCAGACGACAUGAGCAUCGUCGGCUCUAUAGCAAAAACCAUGUUCAAAGACGACACCACCAACUGGGGCCGGAUCGUGAGUCUUGUGGCGUUCGGAGCCGCUGCGUGUUCGCAACUGAGGGAGCUGAAGAGGGAUCGGUGCGUCGAGAUGGUGGCCGAGCAGAUCUCCUCAUAUCUGAUCUCAGAACAGCACAACUGGCUCCUCAACAACAAAGGCUGGCAAGGAUUCGUGGAGUUUUUCCACGUGGAGGACAUGGAGUCUGUUGUUCGAAACGCUUUGAUGGCCGUCGUCGGCUGCGCAGGCAUCGGCGCCGGUCUCGCUCUCCUCAUCCGAUGAAAUUGGGUUACCACAUGCCCCGUGUGGUCGCUGCACUCAUUCCUCUAUACGCACAUUAGCGUGGCGUUUGGAUGCACAAACUCCUGCUGUGCUCUGCUGGACUCCGCUUUGAGCCCAACACGUGCUCUCACCAUCCCAGCGCACAAAGCACUAAAGAUUGGGCUCUUCGAGAGCCAGACAUAAGCAUGCAAAUAAUAUUUUCUGAUUUUAUUUUUCUAAUAAAAAGCAUUCAGAAAUGUG
Labeo rohita (rohu) is the source of this 1201-nucleotide messenger RNA. RefSeq names its product MCL1 apoptosis regulator, BCL2 family member a (gene mcl1a). The record is from RefSeq and is a predicted model, not a curated record. Gene Ontology annotation, cellular component: mitochondrial outer membrane. Gene Ontology annotation, molecular function: protein homodimerization activity; protein heterodimerization activity; channel activity. The transcript has 3 exons. Lineage: Eukaryota; Metazoa; Chordata; Actinopteri; Cypriniformes; Cyprinidae. The coding region runs from base 179 to 961 and encodes 260 amino acids. Gene Ontology annotation, biological process: positive regulation of apoptotic process; release of cytochrome c from mitochondria; mitochondrial fusion.